This is a messenger RNA of Aspergillus wentii DTO 134E9, 609 nucleotides long. RefSeq lists its product as uncharacterized. The transcript has a single exon. The coding region runs from base 1 to 609 and encodes 202 amino acids. NCBI's taxonomy places the organism in Eukaryota, Fungi, Ascomycota, Eurotiomycetes, Eurotiales, Aspergillaceae. The record is from RefSeq and is a predicted model, not a curated record.
AUGAAUCCCCGCCUCCUCUCUAGCAUAUUCUCCUCCCUCGGCUCGCGCAGCUGGGCCUUAACCCGCACCCUCAAGAGCGACAACCCAAUGGACAUCAAGGGCGAAUUGCGCGGCAUGGCAACCUUCACACCGCUCCGAGGAAACGGUAACGACAACAAUGACGUCGUGUAUCGCGAAGAAGGCGAAAUGCCCAGCACGGUCGGGAUGGGCAUGGCGGGCCUCCGAUGGACGAAGAAAUAUAUCUGGCGUUUGGGCGAGAAGGGCAAUAUCAGUGUGUGGUUCGUCAAGGUUGGGGGUGAACAAGACGAGGCGGAUUACCUCUUUCAUGAGUUUGAUUUUGCCGGUGAAAACAAGGAUAAGGAUACGGAGGAUGCGACAAACCCGGUUGUCACUCCGCCUACGCCGCCGCUGCUUUCGAAUUCAGACCGGGAGACAACGGUCCUCAUGGCGCGCGGAAACCAUUUGUGCAUUAAGGAUAUGUAUCGAACGGCGUAUGCGUUUCGGAUUGAUCCCGAGACUGGUGAUGUGUUGAGCUGGUCGAGCCGGCAUAUGGUCAAGGGGCCUAAGAAAAACCAGGAUAUUGUCAAUUUAUACCGGUUGGAGGGGUGA